UGUACACAGUGGGGUGUUGUACUGAUUGCAAUGAAGAUUACCUCAAAGCUACCACCACAUACAGUUUUUGUUAUUAUAGAGAUCUUAUUUGUAACAGUAAUAGCACAGACAAAUCUUGCAGUUAAGGGAAAUGUAGAUCAACACUCAACGCUUACAGAUGCAAAUGGUACAGUUUACAGUGCAAACUUGGCAAUAGAAGGACCUGUAAGUAAUAACUGGGAAGAUGGAUGUUCGUCUACAGACCAAGGACAAGCAGUAGCAUGGUGGGCUCUGGUUCUUCCGAGAGUAGCUUUUAUGACAAGUGUGGUGAUUUACUUUCGUGGCGACAGCAGGAUUGAAAGGAAGAAAGAACUAGUCAUCAGUAAAGAAACAGAUUAAUUUAUAUAACAUGUAAUAAUUCCAUCUGAAUAUAACAAACAUUGCACAUGUUAUGAAGAUUUAUUCACAUGUCUACUCUGAUUUGUAGUUAUGUAAUUGUAAUAUUAUAUAGUACAUGUAUUUUAUUUUAGAACAGUAUUUUUUUUUGCUGUGGAGAACAUCAAAGGAAUUUAGAAAAAUAUGAUUAAAGAUAGUUUCUUCCAUUUUUUUCUGUGACAAAAAAAAAUUGUGCAAAUUAGGAAAAUGAAAUGAGGCUAUAUUAUUAAAUAUUUUUGAGUUUUAGUUUUUUUACAUCCUAUUUUAAAAUUUCAUUGGCAUUUGAAGUAAUGAGUUGAAACCAGUUUUUAUCAAUCAUUUUGUUCUCAAGAUGUACAAACAGUACAGUAGGUAAUUAAGUCUUUGGUGUACAUUAGUUUACUAUGAUGUUAUGGUCAAAUAAACUUGAAAUUUUGUACUUGCAAGUGUUCAUUAUGAAGUCAUUUUUUAAAAUAAUUACAAAUAAGUUACUGAACAUGGAAAUGUGAUUGUGGGAGCAGGGUAGCGCUGCCCUCCUCACCGGCCUCUCAGUAACCUAAUGGUGUAUUGACUUGUAAAAUUUCCUUAGUUUACACUAUAAGGUUUGUGAUAAGUUCAGUUUAAGGAGAACCACUAAUAGUAUGUCAGGGAUAUUUUAUUUGCAGUUGAAUAAGCUUUAGGACAACGCAUGUGCUUGGGGAUUUUUUUACCCUGAACCCUCAAUCAUGGUCUAAUGACUUACAAUCUUUUGCAUAGUUUACAUGUUAAAGUUUAUGCUUAGGCCAGUUUAAAUUCGACCACUUAUCAGAGGUGGAUUUAGAGGGGCCUGCCCCUCUUUUUGUGGGACAAAUUUUGUUGAUUAUAUAUACGGAAUAACUGAAGCAUGACAAAAGAUAUGCAGUAGAGAGAAACCUUUAUAUUUCGUAGAAAAUACUUUAAAAAAGUAUGCUUAUAAACAAAAUUCAUAUUUUUUUCAUUUAGACACAUAUUUUUUUAUGAAUCAUAAUAUUUCAACAAAUGUUGGAAACAAAUUUACAUAAAAACUUUCUGAAUGUAUCAAAGUUCUGUGUUGUAAAAUCUUAUAGAUUGUUUUUUCGGGAUUUUUCCCAAUAUGUUUAAGAAAUCUGUAGCAUAAUUUUUCCUUGUAGAUUUAAAUUCGGGAUUUUUCCCGAAAUGGGUAAAAAAAUCUAUGCAACAAGUGUGUGCCUGAUAAUAGAUUUAUAUUUUCGGGAUUUUUCCCGAAAUGUGAAAAGAAAUUAUUAGUCAUGAGUUAUAGCAUAUACUUUGGGUUUUCGGGAUAAAUCCCGAAAUAUUUGAAAACAUCUGUGUUAUACAUUUUGCACUUAGUUUAUUUUUGUCGGGAUUUUUCCCGAAAUGUGUUUCAGAUCUGUUUGUCAAAACGCUUUGCCAACAUAUAUGUUAUAAAAAAUAAUGUUGAAAAUGAUUUCGGGACAUUUCCCGAAUAAAAAGUUGUCACAUACAUCUUUACCACAAAUGUUUUAAAACUUUCAUAUAUUUUGGGAAAUUUCCCGAAAAUUAAAUGUAAGUUUUAUCAAUUAUAUGAAUAAAAACAUGGAAUAUUGUAAAAAUUGUGUGUUUCUUUAUGAAAUCUGCAUUCAUUGAUGGUAAACAUUGAAAAAGAUUAUAAAAAGGAAUAAAAUGGAUUUUAC
This is a messenger RNA of Mytilus californianus (California mussel), 2063 nucleotides long. RefSeq lists its product as uncharacterized. Bases 31 to 378 code for a protein of 115 amino acids. Lineage: Eukaryota; Metazoa; Mollusca; Bivalvia; Mytilida; Mytilidae. The record is from RefSeq and is a predicted model, not a curated record. The transcript is spliced from 4 exons.